This is a messenger RNA of Argiope bruennichi, 2253 nucleotides long. RefSeq names its product sodium-coupled monocarboxylate transporter 1-like. The coding region runs from base 1 to 2253 and encodes 750 amino acids. Gene Ontology annotation, molecular function: symporter activity. The record is from RefSeq and is a predicted model, not a curated record. Gene Ontology annotation, cellular component: membrane. NCBI's taxonomy places the organism in Eukaryota, Metazoa, Arthropoda, Arachnida, Araneae, Araneidae. Gene Ontology annotation, biological process: sodium ion transport; transmembrane transport. The transcript has 15 exons.
AUGGCCCUUGGAUUUUACGGUACUGGUCAAGUCUUUAUCCAGAGAUCUGUUUGCAUGGGUGAAAAGACAAAAGCUCAAUCAACACUUCUUUGGAGUAUGCUUCCAGUCGGUUUUUGCUUAUUUCUUGGUGCCUGGAUUGGUAUUGUUUUAUAUGCUGUUUUCUAUUUGUGCGAUCCUGUACUGGACCCCCAAAUAGGCUUAAAAAAGCAUGACCAAUUAGUCCCUUAUUUCAUUAUUACACGAUUUCAUUCAGUACCUGGAUUAACGGGGAUUUGUAUAGCUGGUAUAUUCGGUGGAGCUCUAAGCACAAUAUCUUCAGCUCAAAAUGCGUUGGCAAUGAUUACAGUUCUCGAUUUUAUUCAACCCCUUUUUUCAGAAAAACUGACUGAGAAAAUCUCGCUUUUAAUAGGCAAGGCUCUAGGUGGGGUUGCUCUUCGCCAGCCCCAUCAAGUAUCCCGCAUGGCCUCUGACAAGGUUGGGGUCAUUGUAGCUAGUAUUGUCAUUGGUAGUCUUAUAACCGGCUGGAUAGGUUUCAACAUGCUCUUCAGUGGUUAUAGAAGUACUCCACUUCCUCUAGAAGUAUCUGGUUGUUUGCACUCAAAUUCUUCUAUACUAAUGGUCGGUAGCCUGAAUUCAUCGUGCGCAGAAGUUGAAAACUGCCUGCUAGAGAAUGUUGAGAAGCCAUAUGAAAGAGGUCGUCAAAAAACGAUGGAUGAAUAUUUUUUUGCGGGAAGAUCUGCAACUAAAAUACCUGUUAUAAUGUCCAUAACUGCUACAACAGUAUCGUCCAUUUUGAUAUUAGGUACCUCAUCUGAAGCCUACAAAUUUGGACCUUCAAUGGGCACAAUAUUUGUCCCAUGGAUAUUAGGAAUGAUUACUGCGUGUUACGUUUUUGUUCCUGUGUAUUUCCAAUGUAAAAUUUCAAGCGUUUAUGAGAUAAUGUAUUCUUCCUGUAUACUUUAUGGUCCGGCUUUAGUUUUAAAUUCUGUCAGCAAUAUCUCUGUGGAAUUAGCCAUUAUUUUAUGUGGAGGCGUUUGCACUUUCUAUUGCUUUUUGGGAGGUUUAAAAGCUGUACUGUGGACUGAUGUUUUUCAACAAAUACUGGCAUUUUUCUGUAUAUUUGCUGUAAUCUUCACUGGAAUUCACGAAAUAGGGUUAGGAGAAUUCUAUACGCGUACUCUUGCUGGUGGAAGAUUAAAUUUCUUCAGUUUCAGCUUCGAUUUAACUCAAAGAUACACAACGUGGAAUGUCUUCAUCAGUGGUUUCAGCAUAGCCCUUGGAUUUUACGGUACUGGUCAAGUCUUUAUCCAGAGAUCUCUUUGCAUGGGUGAAAAGAAAAAAGCUCAAUCAACACUUCUUUGGAGUAUGCUUCCAGUCGGUUUUUGCUUAUUUAUUGGUGCCUGGAUUGGUGUUGCUUUAUACGCUGUUUUCUAUUUGUGCGAUCCUGUACUGGACCCCCAAAUAGGCUUAAAAAAGCAUGACCAAUUAGUCCCUUAUUUCAUUAUUACACGAUUUCAUUCAGUCCCAGGAUUAACGGGUAUUUGUAUAGCUGGUAUAUUCAGUGGAGCUCUAAGCACAAUAUCUUCAGCUCAAAAUGCGUUGGCAAUGAUUACAUUUUACGAUUUUAUUCAACCAUUUUUUUCAGAAAAACUGACUGAGAAAAGCUCACUUUUAAUAGGCAAGGCUCUAGCAAUUGUAUAUGGCGUCAUCUUCAUCAGCUUCAGUUUAUCUAUAUCCAAAAUGGACAGCAUGUUAGCAGCUGGGAUGCUUUCUAAUGCUAUUUUUGAAGGACCCAUUUUAGCCAUCUUCCUCAUUGGAGUUUUAACAAGGAAAGCUUCUGAUAAGGUCAUUGUAGCUAGUAUUGUCAUUGGUAGUCUUAUAACCGGGUGGAUAGGUUUCAACAUACUCUUCAGUGGUUACAGAAGUACUCCACUUCCUCUAGAAGUAUCUGGUUGUUUGCACUCAAAUUCUUCUAUACUAAUGGUCGGUAGCCUGAAUUCAUCGUGCGCAGAAGUUGGAAGCUGCCUGCUAGAGAAAGUUGAGAAGCCUUAUGAAAGCUUUAUCGGAAUCUUGACCACAACGUGCAUCGCUCUUUCAUUGAUUCUAAUUACAGGUUGGAAUAAAACAGUGAUACCUCAUGAUUCGAAAUGUCUUAGUCCUGUUACUCGUUUUUGGAUGAAUAAAAAGGAAUGUGUAAAUAAAGAAUCGGAAAAAGAUACCAUCAAUGAAUCGGAAGACGAAGAUAUACUUUGA